Closterium sp. Yama58-4 is the source of this 285-nucleotide messenger RNA. The record is from the annotation of a GenBank genome assembly. Lineage: Eukaryota; Viridiplantae; Streptophyta; Zygnematophyceae; Desmidiales; Closteriaceae.
AUGUGGGAGGGAGUGGUUUGGGGAAGAAAAGAAGAGGGAGGAAGGGAGGAGGCGGAAGAGGAGGAAGUGGAAGAGGAGGAGGCGGAAGAGGGGGAGGCGGAAGAGGGGGAGGCGGAAGAGGAGGAAGCGGAAGAGGAGGAAGCGGAAGAGGAGGAAGCGGAAGAGGAGGAAGCGGAAGAGGAGGAAGCGGAAGAGGAGGAAGCGGAAGAGGAGGAAGCGGAAGAGGAGGAAGCGGGGAGGGCAUGGAAGGAGGCAGAUGAGGGAAUGCAGGCAGACGCCGGUUGA